This is a messenger RNA of Amblyraja radiata (thorny skate), 943 nucleotides long. RefSeq names its product ribosomal protein L6 (gene rpl6). The record is from RefSeq and is a predicted model, not a curated record. The transcript is spliced from 7 exons. Gene Ontology annotation, biological process: ribosomal large subunit assembly; cytoplasmic translation. Gene Ontology annotation, cellular component: cytosolic large ribosomal subunit; ribosome. Gene Ontology annotation, molecular function: structural constituent of ribosome; RNA binding. Bases 72 to 899 code for a protein of 275 amino acids. NCBI's taxonomy places the organism in Eukaryota, Metazoa, Chordata, Chondrichthyes, Rajiformes, Rajidae.
CGGAAGUUGUGUGACGCACGCAGACGUUAAUACCCCGGUGGCCCGGAUGUCAGGCCUUUUUAGAGUGAAAGAUGGCAGGGGAAACAAAGGAACAGGUAGCGGCGGAGAAGAAAGAACCAAUGGCAGAAGAAAAAAAGGAAGCAAAGAAAGGACAGCACCAUUGCAGCCGCAACCCAGUGCUGGCCCGGGGCAUUGGCAGAUAUUCCCGCUCUGCCAUGUUUGCCAGAAGAGCCAUGUACAAGCGCAAAUAUUAUGCUCCUGAAACCAAGAUUGAGAAGAAGCUGAAGGAAAAGAAGCCCUUUAGCGUCACCAAGCCUGUUGGUGGAGACAAGAAUGGCGGUAGCCGCGUUGUCAAAAUCCGCAAGAUGCCACGUUAUUACCCCACUGAAGAUGUUCCCCGUAAAAGGCUCAGCCAUGGUAACAAACCUUUCAGCCAGCAUAAAAGACGCCUGCGGAAAACCAUCACCCCAGGAACAAUCCUUAUCUUGCUGACCGGUCGUCACAGGUGCAAGCGUGUGGUUUUCCUGAAGCAGCUCGAUAGCGGUCUGUUGCUGGUCUCAGGCCCCCUGGUUCUAAACCGUGUCCCACUGCGAAGGGUUCACCAGAAAUUUGUCAUUGCGACAACUACAAAGAUUGAUGUGUCCACCGUGAAACUUCCCAAGCACCUGACUGACUCCUACUUCAAGAGGAAGAGGCUGCGCCGGCCCAAACACCAAGAAGGCGAGAUCUUUGACACUGAGAAAGAGAAGUAUCAGUUAACAGAACAGCGCAAGAAAGACCAGAAGAUUGUGGACUGCCAGCUCAUGUCUGUUAUUAAAAAGGUCCAGCAGCUACGUGGUUACCUCCAUUCCACGUUCUAUUUGUCUAAGGGGGUUUAUCCACACAAAUUGGUCUUCUAAGCAAGUCAUAAAAGCUGGCAUUUAUUAAAACUGGUAUUCAGUAA